This is a messenger RNA of Miniopterus natalensis, 5042 nucleotides long. RefSeq names its product PEST proteolytic signal containing nuclear protein (gene PCNP). Lineage: Eukaryota; Metazoa; Chordata; Mammalia; Chiroptera; Miniopteridae. Gene Ontology annotation, cellular component: nucleus. Gene Ontology annotation, biological process: protein ubiquitination; proteasome-mediated ubiquitin-dependent protein catabolic process. The record is from RefSeq and is a predicted model, not a curated record.
CUAAAUUGAUCAUUUUGUGGCCAGUAGCCACUGUUUUGAAAUAUUAUGAAGUUUAUUCUAAGGGCUUAUUUAGAGAAUCAUUCUGAUUUUUAAUUCCUAUUAAACACUCCAGUAAGUUGGAAGUACAAGUAUUUUUUAUGAGAUUACUUUCAUAGUUAACAUGAAUUUAUGUGAAUAAGAGAAGCUACUUAUUUGAACCACCUGCUGUCACGUUAAAGAGUAGAGAUAAUGCUAAGGGUGAGACCUUAGAUAGAUUUUUUUUUUCUCCCUUUGGCUAAAUUUUUGUAGCUCCUUGAAAUAAAUAGAAAUUUUAGAGAAGAGCUAUUCAUACUAUAAUCAUAACCAUUUCAGGAUAUUGUAGGUUAUCUAAAAUCUAUCUACUUGAAUGAAAUUGACAUUUAUUAUGCCACAUACUUAUUCAUCCUUUAAAAUAUGUUACAUUGUUAAAAAUUUUCAAAAAUCUAUGGUCAUCCAAAAUUUUGUUUUCCACAGUCCCAAAAUACAAAACAUCUCAUUAAAUACUUUGAAAACAGUUUUUAUUAAAAGCCCCAAAUAUUAAAGUUUUACAUAUUGUGUUUAAAGGAAAGCACUUAAUGGGCUUAAGAAUUGAUGUUGCUAUUUAAUGGUAUGUUUCAAAGGUAUAUAAUUUUCUAAUAAGAUAUAUAGAAUUGUAGAAAUUAUAAUAAUCACACUAAUAAUAAUAGAUUUGGCUGCCAUAUUUUCCCAUUUGCUUUAUUUCCUAAAUGUUUUGUUAGAAGAGGAUUGCAUGAAGAGAAAAUAACAGUUGAAGCCACACAAAGUGAUGAGUACUCAUAGUGCACCCACCUUCCUUCACUCCUUUCCCCCCACCUUUUUAUUGAAGACUAGAUAUUUUCUAAAGCUACUGAGCGUUUACAUUUGCUUACCAAAAAAAACCCAAAAACUUCUUGAGAGAGAGCAAGGCAGGUUGUUUCCUAUAUCCAAAAAUAAAUUGCUGAUCCUGGAAUCAGCCAUGUGUAGAAAUGACCUAAUAGACAUACUGUGCUUAAUUUUCGGAUGACAAAAACACAGAUGUGAAUAAAACUGAGUUGUUGUCAGUUGAUUAAUUGAUAGUUUUCCCAGCUCCCCUUUUCAUGCUACCUUUUUCUAGAGUAGUCUCUAGAAAUAUUCCCUACAGCAUCAUGCAGUUGGACAGAUACUAUUGUGUUUCUUGUAUUAGCACAUACUAGUUCAACUAGUUGUCACAAUGUUAUUAAUGUUAUAGUAAGAAUUAUAUUUUCACUUUUCAUUAUUUAUGCUUUAAUUUUUCUAAAUUUUAUUUGUUUCAAAACUAUUUUCUGGAUAACAGGAGACCUAGAAUUAGGUAAAGAUAGGUUUUAGAAGUACAGGAAAUCUUGACUAAUUAUAGCCUUUGGUCACAGUUCAAAGCACAGUUACACUACAAUCAGGACUAAAUGUUCUUUAUACUAUUUGUUUUGAUUUAUUUUCAGAGUUUCUGUAUAUUCCAGUUGGUAGAAUUUUCUAUUUUAGCUGUGUAUCAGUCACAAAGAAGUUAUCACUGUUUGGAUUUACUGUGACUUUUAUAACUAUUGAAUAGCAAUCCAUCUUUCUUCAGGUGCUUCUGUAAUUUCAUAUCUGAGUAAGUGAAUGGCACCUCCUGGGGAAAUCCCAAAACCUAAUCCUGCUUAAUUCCUUUCCUACGUUGUCAUUACAACUCUCACCGUUUGUCCAAAGGGAAUAAAGAGUUCUUUUUAUUUUUCCUCUAAACAAAGUCAAAUGUUCUGUUCAAAGUGCUAAUUAACCAGAGACCCUAUAAUUCCAAAACUAUAUAGAUUGAGAUUAUAGCCUCCCGUUUUUUAAUCAUUUACUUUUUUUAAUCAGUUACUUGUCAGUCUGUGUUUAAUUUCCCUCCUUCCCUUGCCUUCAAGCUUUUUGUCCUGUUUCUUAACUAUUUUCAGGGCUAUCCCUUAGCUCAUCUUCUCUUGCUCCAUAAAUAAACCAUCCAGUGUAGCAGAAUACAUUCUAUAGAGUGAAUUAGUAAACUGGGGAAAGAAAAUAAGAAUUUUAAUAAUAGCCAGUCUUCCCAAUAUGUUCUUAAAUAGCCUUGCAUAACAUACCUAAGACAUUCAAGAUGUGAACUAAUUUCAUCAUUGAUGAAUGCAAACAUGAGCAAAAUUACUGAAAAAUAUCUUUAUUCCAAACUUACAUAUGCAUGUCUUCUACUGUUUGAAAUUAUAAUUAGGUCAUCUUUCUUUCAUGAGAAAAAAUAAUGUAUAAACCUAACUAUGAUUGUUAAAAGCUUUUAAGAGUAGCUUAAAACAGGUGAUAACCAAGCUUUUAGAGUAAAAUGACUCAAAAGGUGAUGACCUUGUAGUCUUCCUUGAAGUUCCUUUACAAGUAAAGAUUUUGUGAGAUGUACAAGAGGAACGCAUCACUCAAGAAAAUAACUCCAGAGUAUAUUAACAUUGUAGUUCAGGUAAUAAUGGGCUGUUCGUAACUAGGUACUGUGUAUAACUAAUAGUACAUUAUUGAAGAAUAUUAGAAUGUAUUAGUCAAAUGUAUUACCCUAUGGUGUGACUAAUUGUUCACAAACUAGUUUGUGUAGAACAAUUUACAGACCUUAAUUUAUAAGAAGCAAAAUCUCACAAAUAACUAGAUUAUUGUACAAUUUACAGUGUUUAGUUGAAGGGUCUUUACUUUUUGUGAACUCUGUGUUUGUAAUUUUAAAUUGCUCUGUAUUUUAUGCUAGUUAAUUCAUGGGAGCCUCUUCUACUGCCACACAAUCUCAGUUCCUGCUGUAUACUCUAACAAACAGUGGAAGAGACUGUUGGGUCAGUAGGUGACAACUGCAGAGGUAUCUUCCUUAUAACGAUGCUUUUUGAGGUUGCUGCUCCCGUCAGUCUGCUCAGUAAAAAUAGCUCAUCUUGUAAUGGAGGGGAAAGUUCCAGUCGCAGCGCUGAGAAGCGAUCAGCUGAAGAAGAAGCUGCAGACCUCCCAACAAAGCCUACAAAGAUCUCCAAGUUUGGAUUUGCCAUAGGUAGUCAGACGACAAAGAAAGCCUCAGCCAUAUCCAUCAAACUUGGAUCAAGUAAACCUAAAGAAACUGUUCCAACUCUUGCUCCAAAAACCCUUUCAGUAGCAGCAGCUUUUAAUGAAGAUGAAGAUAGCGAACCAGAGGAAAUGCCUCCAGAAGCAAAGAUGAGGAUGAAGAAUAUUGGAAGGGAUACACCAACAUCAGCAGGACCAAACUCCUUUAAUAAAGGAAAGCAUGGGUUUUCUGAUAACCAGAAGCUAUGGGAGCGAAAUAUAAAAUCUCAUCUUGGAAAUGUCCAUGACCAAGACAAUUAAAUGAUAUGUUUUGAAAUUGGGGUGUGGGGUGGGUGUAAAGUAAAAGGAACAGUUUCCUUUUUAAAGAAUGGUAUAAGACUAUCUUUGGAGCCGCCUUUUUUUUUUUUUUAAGAUUGAGUGGUACACUAAUAAAUGAGAGUUUGAAAUUAGACGUAAUUUAUGUUUUAUAUGCAGAUUUCAAGACAUUUGCUAAUUUUGUAGUUUCAUGUGAUUAGUUUCCAAAGGUUACAGAUAAUUUAAAAAAAAAUCAGAAAUGGUACCUUUCUAAGAAUUGCAUAUUUUUUUAGACUCAACUAUUAGCACAUUAAGAGGGAAGCAAAAAGUUAUUGUCUGUUUAAACUGCAAGCAAUUACUCUCUAACUUAACUCCCUAAACCUAAACUUUCUGGCUCCCAGGAACAGCCUUAUAGAGAAGGGAGUAUUGUAUUGGGAGGAAAAUGUUACUGGAGUAUUGACUGAAAGUAAAUUAGAUAAAAUUAAAAUAUUGCUUUUUUUCCUAAUGGGCAUUUAUUUUGUUUCAAGUCAUAAACUCGAUAUUGCAUUGCUAUCAGUGGAUACAGAGGCUUAGCUCUUUAAAAAAAAAUUUUUUUAAUUUUAUGUAAACUAUUGAGUAUUUGAUAUAGCCCACUUCACCUUAAUGGGUCUUGUCUACCUUCAUUAGUCUUCAAAAAACAACCGUUUGCUACCAAAGUAAAUCAGUAUUUUGAAUGUGCUUCUCUUGGUUUUUGUCAUUAGCUUAGUUUCUGUAAAGCAUUUCCAACAGACUUGAGGCAAGUCAUAGGAAGCUGUUUCUUUUAAAAUACAAACCACCACCAAAAAAUUUUAAAUGUACAUAAUACGUAAAUAUUUGGCUGUUUUUAUUUUUUAAAAGGGUAACAAACAGCAAAAAAGCAACAUUGUGUGAAGAUGGAAAAUGAGAAAGAUGCACUUUCUGUAACUUUGUCAUAACAUUUAAGUUACUAACUUGGGAAAUCCAAUUUGAUUUUUACUUAACUACAGGAAUUCUUAUUUAAUACAAUAAAAUGGUUUGUUUGUUUUAAGUGUAUACAUAUUUACCAGUGGCCUCUCAAAAGCACAUUUUAGAUAUUGAAAAUAGAAGGAAAGAAAAUGCAUCUUUAAACAUUUUAUGGACUCUCUGACCACAUAUACUUCAUUAGAGCUUAUGUGUUGUAGGGUUGUUUUUGUUCUGGGGUUUUUGUUUUGUUUUAUUUUUUGUAUUUUUGUAUUGUAUAUGAAUUCUUUUUUAAUGUGACAGUUAAACACAUCUUUAAAGGCAUAGUCAUACGUAAAAGAAAAAUGCAGUAUAAUGAUUUCCUUGAAAACUUCUACAAUGUUAAAUUUGCAGGCAGCUUCAGACUGUCUUAUUGGUGGUAACUACUCGCUCAGCUCUUUUAAAAGAUAACUCCAGAGAAGCAGCCUGUAUAUAUUCCUAACACUUUGUUCACUUUUAUUUGUUAGAGUAAGUCCCAAGUAAAACAAUGGAAAUGUAUAUAGAACUAUUAGUUCUUUCUUACUUGAUUUAAUGAUAUCAAGAUACAUGAAUUUAACUUGCUUUAACGUAGGCAGACUUUUCAUUUUUGUGUAUUUUACUGUUAAAAUAACAUCCCUCUCCUGCAUAUUCUUUUCUUGACUCAAAUGAAAUAUUAACCUAUUGGGAGGGAGAAACGACUGAGAUGAAUGUCUUUACUAAAAUACCAAUAAAUUUGUCGAAUUCAA